This is a messenger RNA of Gadus chalcogrammus (walleye pollock), 3671 nucleotides long. RefSeq lists its product as uncharacterized. NCBI's taxonomy places the organism in Eukaryota, Metazoa, Chordata, Actinopteri, Gadiformes, Gadidae. The record is from RefSeq and is a predicted model, not a curated record. Gene Ontology annotation, molecular function: histone H3K36 methyltransferase activity. Bases 471 to 3656 code for a protein of 1061 amino acids. The transcript is spliced from 4 exons.
CCCAGCCUGUACAGUUGGCGCCAGCUGUAGUCGGUGAUCAUGUGACGACAACACGCAGUAAACCAUCGAGCCUUCAGUUGGCCAAGUGCUGCAAGUGGUGCUAAAGCGAGGACAACACACCAGAACGGGUUCUUUAUGGGGAACUCCUGUCGUCUGAUGCUUUCGGUAUUUUAGAAGUCUUUAAGAUACCAUCAGACCAUUGGGCCUGGCUUCCAGGGGACUGUAUGAAGACAUCGGGCUGAAGCACCGCAGCCAGCGAGCCGCCGAUCACUCACACAGCCCGAGCUGACGUCGGCAGAGACCGCUGCAUGUUCUAGGAGAGGCCGAUGGCUGAUGGCUCUGAAGAUGGGGGAGCCCCAUGACCCGGAACACUCGGUGUGGCAUCACAUGUGAGGAUUCAUUUCUCUGAAUUGGGUCGAUCUGGGCAAGCAGCCCCCACAGGUCCACAAACCCUAUAUACACUUUGCACAAUGGAUGCUGUGCUGAAGUCAGAGAUCAGAGAGGAGGGGAGUGGCACCUCGGUAACGGUGGAGGGCCUCUCUAAGGCAGCACUAAUUAAAAGCCUCACUCCGAGGGUCAUGCUGUCAAACCAUCUUUUGCCCAAAGGGACCAAGAUGAAGGUGAACCUGGAGGACCAGGGUCGCCAAAAAGUGUCCUUCAGCUUCUCUCAGACGAAGAAGCCACCCCCAAGUGUGUUCUUCGUCUCACCGAGCCCCGAGAAGUCUCUAGCUGAAUCUUCUUCUGCCUUGACACUUGAAUCCUCGCCCCCUCAAGACAGAACUUUGCAGAUUUCAGAGAGCGUAAUGGAACUGCAGUCAACUACGGUGCCAACAUCAACAGCUGAGCCCCCUUCUCCUCCAAUGUCAGUUCCCUCACCCCCUAAACCCAAAAUGGACCUAGGAAAGAUUCACUUCAAGAAGCAGAUUCUCAGCAUCUCUGUAACUGAGGAGAAAACAAUGCCUAGCAAUGUGCCACAGGAGCCUAUUACCCCAGAACAACCAGUUAUAAUGCAAUCUUUGCAAAGCAGGGCAGAAGUGUCCUCACCCCAACUUAAGACUAUGAGCAUAGACAUGAGCAUUGAUUGCUUCUCUGAGAAUGUACAAACGAAAGCCUCUGUGAUAAGGGUACCUCCUAGCCCCAAUAAGCCUAUAGAAUCUUUUGGAAAGGACGGUGAGACUUCCAUUAUCAUUAAGAAGGAUGAUGGGGUACCCAAAAGGAAAACCAGGUCUCAAUCUGAAAGGGCUCCUGCAGGCUCAGAAUCAGAUGGCGAUGGCGCCAAAAUGUCUUCCAGCCACAAGAUAAUUGAACCCUCAUUUAAAACAAAAUCUGACAGUAGAAGCAAGGAAGAGAAAAAGUCUUCCUCUGGGUCAAAUAUGGAUGAAAAGGAAAGUUCCUCGAAACGCUCAGAGAACCACGAAGGCUCCUCAAGUUACUCCAAAUCAGAGCGUGACUCAAGGCACGCAUCAUCUCGGUCCUCCCGUUCAGAGAAGGAGCGCAGGAGGUCCAGGACUAAAUCAAGGUCAAGAUCCAGAGCAUCCAGGACAAGUUCAUCCCACUCACGAACUGAUCGAUCUAGAUGUGAUAGAGUAUCGAGAGCUGAUAGAUCAUACUAUCAUGAUUCUGAUCGCAGGUCACACAGGAGCCCACCGAGGAGAGAGAGGAGAUCCUCUCGAUCCCGCACUGACAGAAGUAGGGAUAGCUCAGACUCGGAUGAUGAUCACAGGAGGAAUCGAAACAGGAUAAAUGACUCUAGUAGAUCAUCUCUUCAUGCCAGCUUGCAAAAAGACUCAAAAUCAUCGUCAUCAUCAUCAUCUCACUCAAAAUCGGAGAAGGAUGCAAAAUCUGUAGAUUUUUCUCAGUCUGCAGAGACGGACAAAAAAUCUAGGUCUGUGAGGAGCGGAAAGAGAACCUCGGACUCUGAACCCCACUGUAAGCGCUCUCCUGAAGUGGACUCCAACCACCGGAAACCUGCCACGCAUCACAAAUCCCAGAGUAGUGCUAAAUCAACCUAUUUUAGUCAGUCUCAGACUUCUGAAAGAAGACGCCAGAAAAGCCCGUCCAGUGACUUUGAUGCAGAUCAGAAAGGGAAGACCCGCAUCUCUGACAGGAGCUCAGGCACUGAAAGUUCCUGUUUAACCUCCCAGAAGAUCGGUCAACAGGAGUCGAAAGACCCUUCCAAGUCCAAAUCAAAAAUGGCAGUAAUUGAUAGAAAAUCAAAAGAUACAUUUCACAGCCUUAAUAGGAUACAAACACUUCCAAGCACCACAGAAUCCUACUCCUUUAAUGAAAAAGAGUUGAGUGAUGCAUGUCAGGCAAAGGAACAAUAUAACAAGAGCUCAAAGGACAUAAUGUCCUUUCAGAAGGAUUUACCGGAACCAUCCUCCCAACAAUUGCAAGCAGUUAGUGUUGAAAUGGAAUUUCCUUCAAAUGAUGGUCGGACAAGUGCUAACCAAGGUGCCAUGGAUAUUGGUAAAGAAAGUCACAGUACUAACCAUGUACUGCAUGUGGACUCUAAUGCGAUUACCUCAAAUUCCUGCAGUAAUAAUAAUUCAUCAAUUGGGACAGCACUUGUUGCAGAAGACCUGCAACAGGGUGCCAUCUCGGAGGAUGUACAGCCAAAAAAAUAUGUCUCCAUCAACCUACAACCUGCCACAGGUUUGCCUGAAAUUUCACAUCUGAAGGCUGAAAAUCAGUUGUUACCUACAAGUGAACGACAACACCAAGAUCCACUUAAGAAGACCAGAAGUAGUGCAAAAAAGUCUCGCUGGGAUAUUGUUGGACAGGACACAUCUGACAGUGAUAAUUCUCAGAGGUUACCAUCUGCAGAUAUUAAACCUAGUGUUAAAAAGGUACCCUCUGUCAAUUUUUCUUCGAAGGAUGACAACCCGGAGGAGGGAGUUAAAAAGAAAGAAGGGACACAUUCCAUAGCGGCACAGAACCCAGACAGGACAAAGCAUGAUACUAUUUCUCAUAGCACAUCUUCUGCCAAGUGUUCCCUAAAAUACCAAAAUAAAAGAGAUACACGUCUCUCUGACUCAAAACAGUCUGUUGCUGAAAAACGGUGUGAGAAUCAUGAUACCUCAGAAAUAAAAAACACCACAAACAUGCAAGAUUUGCCCAGAAUUCUUGAAAGUCAUAACGCUCACAAGAGCACAUCAGUUAAUAGAGACUCUGUUCACGUUGGUGACUCUGGAGGACUCAGCAAUGCCAGUGAGAGUGAUGAUUCUGAGUCUGACUCUGAUAGUGGACAGGCAAUCAAACGGUUAAGCUCUAUAGUUGUCAUACCCCAGCAAUCUUCCAUAGCGCUUGAUCCGCUGGAUAAUGGAGCCUCUUGCAGUCCAAUGAGUAGCUCAGAGGAGCAACAUAGGAAUGAGGUCAAUCACCACAAACGGAUUGCUGGUCAGGUCCCAACAGAAAUUGUUUUUCAACAGAGGCAUCCAAGUGUUGCCCCAGCAUGUGAGGAAGUAAUUGCCUCAGCUCAUGAAAUGAUCUGUCAGUCCCAGAGCAACAUGAUUGACAGCACAAGUCAGUCAGAGGGAUCAAACUCUGCCCAAAAAUACAAGGAUGCCUUUAAAUGUGUUGAAGAAAGGCUAACUACUGAACCAGCACUGAACCAGCCUGCUACCCACAGCAAUGAGAGUUGUCAUCCGCCCUGAGCAUGGGCUUCCAUA